Xyrichtys novacula (pearly razorfish) is the source of this 34123-nucleotide messenger RNA. Lineage: Eukaryota; Metazoa; Chordata; Actinopteri; Labriformes; Labridae. The record is from the annotation of a GenBank genome assembly.
ACACAGUCCUGGCAGUUUGCCUGGAUGACUCUUUGCUUCAGCACUCCACAAUGAAAAAGCCCCGUCAGUUCCCAGAAUAGAAAUCCCAUUUCGGUGCUGGACUCGAGCGGGACUCUCACUGCUGUCUGUGAGCACAAAUUCGUGGACAGCUCUCCUCCUCCUCUCGUACCAGCUCUCACUCUGCUUUUACAUUUCUGCCUACUCCACGAAAACAGCUUUAUUGCAGGCUACGGUGAGUCAGCUCACGCCUCCGUCAUCGCCCCCUCCUCCGCGUGCUUUCAUUUCAGUCUCACCUGUUGACGCCGACAGCAGCAGCGGCGGCGGUAGCAGCAGCAGUUCUCACUGACCGAGCUGUCAUGUCUCCGGGGAGGGAUUGAAUCAAACCAGGUGGAGAUAAACGAAGCUGGAAGAGGAGAUAACGUGCCUGCUGGUAGGGCUACUCUCGGAAAACUUUUAUCGAGCGAGGAAACUUCACGCGCUUCUGGUUCGUGUUUUGUCUAAAAGUGAAAGCGCGUCAAAAGUUCGCCGAAGUGACGCUGGGCUACUUUUUUUCCACGUUUCCAGUCUUUCAUUUCUCAUCUGGCUGCACGAUGUUAUAACCUGAAAGGACUCACAGACGCUGGAGCACGGUUUGCAGGUAAGUGUUGGCUGCUUUGUGUUGUAGGUCAGUAACUUAAGGGGUUCCUCUUACAAAGACAUCAACAGUUCCUUUUGUAAAUAUCACACUACAACAACUUCCCCACGCGAGAACAGUGGGCAAGUUUGCUCUACUUCUCUCACCCUGUUUUCAAAUUGAGGAUAUUGAAAUGGGAAAGUUGACUUUUCUUUCUUACAACAACAACAUAAAAAUCAAAUAAUACAUAUGUACACCAAACAACUGUACAUGUCAAAGAUGAAUUAACACAUCUGUGUGUCAAUAAUAAACAGUUUGAGAAGGAACAGAAUGAAGCAAAAAGCUUAUGCAAAUUAGAGAUUUUAAAAAAGAAAAAAAUCUCUUUGUAUAAAUUAAACAAAGAUCUGUAUAAAUAUAUACAUUUUAUACACAAAUACCUGCUCAACACUCAACAGGUUACAUAAUUACUUGCGUAUUAUGAUAAUAAUCAGUGUUAUACUAUUACUUUUAUGCAAUCAAGUACAUAGUUUGAAACCAUAUUUCUUUGUUAAUUUACUUAUAUGAAUCUUUUAAUACUUCUCUAUAGUUUGAUUUAAAUAUUUCUAUGUUAAAGUGACAUCCAGACUGUUCCAGAGGCACCACAAACAGAAAUGCACAUACUUUUCAGAGUUGUAUGGACAAUUGGACAAAUAAAUUUAUGUUCCCCUCUUAGAUUACAGCCCCUCUCUCUGGUUUUGAACAUCUUUUGUCGGUUACCAGGUAACUGAUUUUGAUUUUAGGAACAGAGGGCUGGUGUUAUCGCUGUAUCCAGAGUGAUUUACGAUCCGGAUAACUCUUUUUUGUAAUGUGCAUAUCUUUUGUAGAUUAGUCCUGUAUGUGUUUCCCCAGAUUUCAACACAGUAAGAGAGGUAUGGCAGGAUCAUGGAGCAGCUUCUUUUCUUUGACUAUCCUCUUUUUUUAAUUCAUUUGCACCCCUAAUAAAACACCAAUUCAUAGUUUCCCAUAAAGCCAUAGUUUCUUUAUCUGUGAUUGUAAAAUAGUCCUUCAUUUCAUAAUCUGAGUUAAAUACAGACCUGAUAUAAUUAAGAUUAUUCAUACCUUAUCUGUAAAAUGUGCACACAGUAACUUUCACUCAGUUUCUUGUCCCAUGACAACAACCUCAGUUUACAUAAAUUCCCCGUCUUGUUUACUCUGACCCUGGGAUAUCUUGCCUUUUAUCCGUCCAUCAGCUCACACAGGGUAAACAAGAGUGGGUGGGAGUGUAUAGGUGGAGGCAGGAUUGUGGGGAGAGAUUGAGUUGUGUUGUGAGAGUUUGCUGUCUGGGGAGUUAUUUUGUCUCACAAACACACACAAUCACACUCACACACACCUUGUUUUGCCCGCCCUUUGGUCAAAUCUGUGUCUGAGCCCUUCGUCCUGGGCUGUCAUUAAUGGAUCACUCUUUUCUUGCAUCAUGAUUCCCAGGGAUUUACUCACGCCAAAGGAAUCUCUGACAGUGCAGUUGAACCUGAUGAGAACCGAUAUUUGCUCUCUCCCACAGCUCACUUUUAUUCCUUGAGUUUCAUAGACUUAUUUAACAUCUGUAGGUAUCUCUAUGUCCAAUGAAUUUCAUAAGGGCUGUGACUUUUGUCACAGCAGAUUUUACCACUUGUCACAGUGGCAGAAAAAAACAGAAGUGUUGCUAAUGCUAUUAAUGAUGGUUCAUUUCUGUGUGAAGGCCCUUUUUUAGCCUGGGAGUCAGCACUUAACACAUACAAGAUACUCUGAAAAGGGGGAAAUUUUUAAUAAAACUCAUCUUAGAGGUUUUUCUUUACCCAGGUUUCUCUUAUCUCUUAAUCCAAAUUGUAUUUAAUGACUUUUAGCUCAAUAAAAUGUCUCAAAGUAGAAGGAAAAAGGCCAGUAGAAGUUCACCAUCCUAUCAGAGCCAUGACAUCUGAUAGUCAUUUCAAAGAAAGAGAUUCAGAGAAAACAAUGAACACCAAGAACCAAGAAUUAUCUGCAUUUUUGCCACUGCUCGCAUCAGAAGAAACAACUAUUUUCAAUGGAAAUUUAUAGUUCAACUGCCUGACUAGUUUAAAGUCAAGAAAACAGUCAAAAUUUAGUGCAAUUUACUUGACUUGACUAGAAACAGUGUUGUAGAGUCUGUGUGUAAACAUCAACAAACUGAUUUGCCAAAUGUGGUGAAUGUUAGCUGAGCUAGCAUCACCGGCCUUCAGUCCUCCUUACACUUGAAUGUCUACAUGCCUGUGCCGUUGCGUACUGCUCCACAAGAGUACCAUAUUUUUCACACCAUAAGGCGUUAAAGUGCAUUAAGCCAAACAAAACAGUCAGAUAUGUCAAACUUUAUUUAACUCAUUCAAUAACUCUGCAAGGCUACGGUAGCUGCCAAAGCCAAAAGGGUUUUAAGUGCGCCUUAUAGUGUGAAAAAUACGGUAGUUAUAAUUCAGUCUUACUUGACAUAAGUUAUGUGCAACUUUAUCUCUAGUUUCUCGAUCAAAAUUGCCAAAGUGUGCUGCGCUAAAAGAUAUAAUCUGUGUUUGUUUACAUUCUAGUGGUGAAGCGUUCUAGCUGUAGACAUAAACUGGGGCCAAGCAUAUUUUUUUAUUGAUUAUUUUUCUGCAUCUUGACCCCUUGUUUGUUUCCUACAUUUCCCAGGAUGCAUUUUUCUUAAUUCAGAAAAAUGCACUAAACAUGUGAUUCAUAAUUUGAAGUUUGACUUUGAAGCUCUGAAAGAAGAUAGACAGCUGAAGUGGGACAGCAUGUUGAUUUUUACCAUUAGGUGCAGUAUGUGUGAUCUGGUUUUGUUGUGUUUUGGUCAUUUGAGACCAACUGUAGUGCUGAAUGAUGUUUCUCUGUUGUUGCUGCUCUCAUAGCUGAAAUCUCUAACUACUUAAAGCAGCAUAUACAAGUCUGCACUCUAAUAUGGCGUCAAAUGACCAGUCAGAUUGAUGAAUAAGCAUCUUUCUAGUAUUUUGACAGCACUAAAAGUCGCUCUCUUACUUUUAAAACUCAUGUUUUUUGUUUUUUUUAGUUCCAACCCUCAUCCAGUAUGCAUUCCUUGCUUCUGUUGUGCAAAACCAGUAUGUCCGCUUCCUCUAACCUAGAUCUCACUUAAUUUUCUCAGCUUAGCUCCUGAGAAUAGUCUGUUUGAUACCAGGUAAUGUGGGACUCACGCCAGCAACUGACAUGUUCAACUGAUGAUUGAAACUGCAGCAAAAAUCUUCAAACGCAUAAAGCAGCCUUUGUCGCUGCACAGCAUCUCGAACUGACAUUAGCCAGUCAGCCAGUUUUCCACAGGAAUGUAGAAAAACUCACCACAUAAUAACCGAGUAACUGCAAAAAAAAAUGAGUCAAUACAAUAAUUUUUUAAAGUGCUGAUGUGUUUUCUGCGUACAGGAAUGACAGGCUUUGUUUCCAGUGGGUUAAUUCCACGAUUCAAAAUCCAUAAAGCUAACUUUUUUGGCCUUUUUCCUGAUCCUGACACCUCGCUUUGCUGACUGCAUGAGCCAGUUUCUUUCUUUCUUUUUUUUUUGUCAUGUGCAUUGUAGCUCCAGGGUGCCAUUCAGGACUUGCCACUUUUGUCUCAGAGUCACACACACAGUGACAGCUGGGUGAAAGCCAAAACACCCUCCUCUCACCUGCUUUUCUGGCUCGCAACUUUGUCUUGUGAUGACAGCCUCCUGGUCGUUUGUGCAGAAGCUGAAGCUACAUUAAGCAGAUCCUAAGGUCAGUGCUCGAGAGUCCAAUACGCUUUAUGCAUUUGUCAAAAUGCAGCACGGACUGUUGAGAUGAUGUUUGUUUGAUCAGUUUUUUAGGGAACAAAUUUACUGCGAUUACUCAUCAAAUCAAACAAAUAUUGACGUCUCUUUCACGUGCACAAAUGGAGAGGGUGUAGCCUUUAUUUAACCUUUAAUCGAAUCUAGCACAAACCAAUUAGGGAACUGUGACACGAGGAAACCAAACAUGAAUCUUCUGGGUAAAGAGAGUCGCUGAAUGUUUGUUUUUGUUUGUUUUUGUUUGGUUAGAGCUGAGGAGAAGUUUGGUGAGAGUAAGACAAUAGCUUAAAAAUGUCUCGUGGAGCUCAGUUUAGACCAUAAAUUCGUGAAAAUAAACUCUGGAAACACUGAUGUGAUGAUGUCAGGCCUGCUGAUGAACACAGAAAUUUAAAGAGUGGUGAUUUGGUCUGUUUGAUUGGAGACACAGGCUGUAAUUAUGGUAAAUAAAAAUGCCCUCCUAGUUCAUGAGCUUAAUCGCUGGUUUUGGUCUUAUGCCUUAAACAGAUGGGAGGACUUCAUGUCCUGUAGCUGAAGAGGUUAUUUGGUCUAAUAUGUUGUGGCAAUCUCUCUGCUAUAUGUCAUGUAACUCAGCCUUUGUUGAGUAAAAUGCACUAUAACAUCAGUGGGUGGAUCUCUGCUAGGAAAAUAGAUUCAAGUUGAUAAAGGUGACAAAGUUGAGACAAUUUCACUCAAUAUCAACUGAUCAAACAACCUACAAAUAGUUAAAGUGAAAAAGGAAGCGUAAAAAAGUUAUUAAAAAUGUUGGAAAAUAUGAGUAAUGUGUACGUUUGAGUAUGCAGCCCCCUCGUUAGAGCUCCUGUAUCAGCCAAGGACAACAAAGAGACCAUAACCUCCAUAACUUAUCUGUUAUUUCAAAGAGGAAGCAACCUCUGUGGAUAACACUGCUUUAUCUGCAGCACAGUGUUAUUUUGUAAUAAAACUGCUCAGUUAAAGCUUCUGUGAGCAACUUUUGGUUUAUGUUGAACUUUGUGGCCAUGUGUAAACAAAGCUGUAGUUCCCAUGUCUUUGCUCUUUUCUUAUAGGAAAGAUCCACGGUCAAUGAGGGUAUCAGUAUGAAUUUCAGUCUGAUUUAUAAUCAUCUAGCUUUGAGUUUUGAGAGGGUGUGAGAGUCUCAUGACCACAUUAUUUACACCAGUCAAAACCCAAAAUCAUGACUUCUACUAAUUGAUAAAUAACAGAAUUAAACAUGACAAACAGUUUGGAAAAUUUAAGAAAAACAACAGUUGAAGCCUUGUUUGUUGAAAAUCUUUAAAGCUAUCUUAUUAAGGAAGAAAAAUCCAACUAUUGCAGCUUCUCAUUAUAGAUUUCUAUCUUCAAGCGUCUUAAUUGGACUUAUUCAUCGUAACAGUCAUGAUUAAAUCUGUCACUAAGAUAUGGGUAUUAUCACAAUACUGCUGAUAACAAAAAUCAUAAAUAUGUAGUUAACUGAUGAAUUUGUCUUUUUUUUCUGAGAGGGCAGUAAGUGUUUUGACCUCUAAGCUCGGCCUCUGUGGAUUAACUCCCACACUGUACAUUGCCCCCCUCUUUACAGGGCAGUUAAGCUCACAUGCUCGGUGUGUGACAUGUUUUCCAUAUAGUACAUUGCAUUGAAAGCAUAGUGACAGGCUGUAAUCAGCAUUCACACCCACACACUGCAUGCCACCGUCAGAGCUCUUUUGUCCUGUGUGUUUAGUGCAAUAUGGCUGUUGACUUUAUGGUUUUGUGUACACACACAAUGCUCGGCCACAUUUUGUCUGUCAGUCAGUCACCAGCGAGGGGUCCUGAUGAGGGCCGGGUCAUAUAAUAGAGGUGUGUGUGAUGCUAAAGGUUUUAAACUCUUCAAUUAGACUCAGAACAGCACUACAGACUAAGUAUAACCAGUCUGCACUUCCCAUUAGUUUUACAUAGAAAGCUAAAUUUAGUUUUGAGUGAUUAAUCUCUCAUGGGUGACAAUGAAUUUGUUCAGACUUGACGAGGUAAGCUUGAAAAAUAAAACACAUUUUCAGGAUUACCAUAAUUUUGUCUUAACAAUUAAAGUAAAGCUCCAUUAAUUUUACUCAUAAACAAACAAAUAUUUAUGGGUGCAAAGACAUAAAGUAUGAGCUAACCAGACAACUCAGUGCAAGUAAUUUGAGACCAAAUUAGCCACUGAUAGCAUAAGGGCCUGUGUACACUAUUAGUGUUGGUUGAGUAAACAGCACCUUGACCUCGGUUUUCAGAGCACUUCCCAGAGUCGCUUGCUGGUUCUAGGUUAAGGAAGUUGUCCAGUGGCGCCUCUGCUACCCUUAGUACUGUCCAUUAUAUAUGUUUGAAAACUUUAUUUGUUUCAUAUCUGCUUUAAUUUGAUCUAAAUAUCAAAGUAAAGGUUGAAGCAAAUGAUAGGAAUGAUGUCCAGGCAUCCGCAGCAGCUCUAGACCCUGAAGAGAACAAGUCCAGUUGUGGUGCUUUCUAUUUGAUCUCAAAAAUCAGAAAAACUAGGGUGAACAACUGAUAUGCUCCCUAAAGUUGUUAAUUCCUACUUGGAGUAACUUAAGCAACCCUCAGCUUGAAAUCCAAGAUGGUUGCUCCCCGCAUCAAGAGUAAAAUAGCUGAACUUUUAAGAGAGUUUAUUUGCAAAUCCGACUUGUUUUGUAUGAUGAAAGUGAUCACAUCGAUAGUAUUGUAUAAGUCCUAUCUGUUCUGCUUGCAAACUAUUAUAAUACUGGUUAACAAUGCUCUCAACAACAGGAGCUAAGGUCCAAACAACUUUCCCACUCUUGACUGGAGCAAAGUCGACUCAAAUGUCACGUAAAUCCCCGAUCCAACAUCCAACUUUCAAGUUAGACUUAGAUUACUUCUCUUCCGCCAUUGUUGUUGCAGAAGUUGAUCUCAGAAGUCCUGCCCCUUCUUGAUUUUGAUUGGUCAGUGUUGGCGAUGUGGCUCUGGAGAGUGCAGUAGUGUUCUCAAUGUUGGACCAUUUACAGCUAAGAGUGAAGAAAUGAAAAGCAUCUGACACCGAGGAUAAUACUGCACUUAAGACUCUGAGCACAGAAAACGCUAGUGGUGGACACAGGCCCUAACACCCCUGAGCCAACAACUGUUGUUUGAGCUGCAGUUUCUUGUCAUAACUUUUAGAUAAAGCACAAGCAUAUUUAAAGUCACAACAAGAGAGAGCAGAUUUUAUCGUACUCAUGAGAUUGUCCUACUUCUAGAGUUUCAGAUGGUGUUUAAAAAGUGGAGCGAAUGAGAUGAGAAAUCAGGGUAAAUCAACAAGAAUUCAUGUGACCUGUGAGUCAGCAAACUUGUCCUGAAGAGAGUCAGACUUUUAUCUUUUCUAUUAACCAAAGAGAAACACUGAUAAAAGAGCAGAGCUGCUUAGAAUUAAAGUUGUACUUAUGCUAAAACACACAAAGCACGUCUACAAACUGACUCCCACAUGACUUGUUUCAGGCCAAACAGUGAAAUGCACAAAGCUGACUCAAAGUGUGUUGGAGGCUCAGCGGGACAGAGAGUGAUAAACCUGCUGAUUUGAGCACAUGCUGUGUAAUAUGACUCUGUUGUCUUAUUGGACAAACUUAACUUUCUUGCUCUGGUCUGACUGGGUUUGUGUGUCUGUGUGUGUUAUUGUGAAUCAGCUGUUGCCGGUUAUUGCUUAUCUGUGGCUGAUCAUUAGCGCUGCAGCGUCGUGACGUCUCCCGGGAUCAGUUUGGGAGUGGGACACUCAGGUCAUGUGUUACCGCUGGGUCUAGUUACAUAACUCACACUCAUAAACACACACAUAAACACAGUUGAAUUUUGAACGGGCCGUCUGUUCUGCUAUCUUACUCUCUAGAGGCGCUCCCCUCCCUGUAAUCAAGUCUAAUUAUUUUGGGCACAAAACUGUGUUUUGUUCUUUGAUGUGGCUCUCAGGGUGAACUUUGCUGUCUUUGUUUCCGUAUCUGCUGAUUCUGACAUCCACAGCUGCUGUUUUUGAGACCGUCCUUCACUGUUCAACUCUUUUAUUUUUUUGUCAAUGGAUUGUCUUUGGCCUUUUGUUUGACGAACCUGUGUUUACAUGAAAGCGUGGACUUUACUCCUGAAUACCCCGCUCUCUCUCGCUCUCUCUCUCUCUCUCUCUCUCUCUGUGGCGUUGAUAGUGUAUCUGAGUGGACUUUAGUUGGAGGUCAGACAGCAGAGGUUUGCACACACGUUUGUUUUAUUAGUAAUAUGACUAAGUGUGAAUCUCUCUCUGCUUGUUUUUUCCUGAACGUUGACAGAUUUUACUGGAAAGCAGGUCAAAGAGUGCAGUGAUACAGAUUUUGGCCUGCAUGAGUAGACUUGCUGUAAAUGAGGGAGUCGAACAUCCCACGCUGAAACUAUGGGAAUUAAUGUUUGAACCCACAUUUGCAGCUUUACCAGCCCGGUCUCUUCAAUAAAGGAGGCUUUCAAUAAGAAUCUGUGCAGCCUCCUGUACCCUGUUGUUUAUAGACCUCGCUUCAUGGAAAAGAAUGCAGUCAUACCGAAACAGAUCUUAAUGUGUUGCUUCACAGUUGGACAAAACACUGGAUGAAACUUCUUUGUAGGGCUGGGCGAUAAACAGAAAAUUUACCGAUACCGAAAAUCAUGACAAUAUUGUCAUUUUGCCCAUGUCAAUGUAUUCGGUUUUAAAAAAUAAAUAAAUAAAAGUUGGUUUUGGAUGUGUGUAGGUAGGCUAUGGUCUCAGAGACGUGACUCCAACCCAUCCAUCCAAAAAGGGAAAGGCAAGUGAGGAGAUGGAGGACGGUUCAAAAGUUGUAGCGGCUGAAGUAGACAAAGUUAAUGUAGGAGGGGGUGAGCAGCUUGUGGAGUAGUUAUUGUUCAUUUAUCGUUAUCGAGGUGAGCUGCUCAAUAUAUCAUGAUAUUGAUUUGAGGCCAUAUCGCCCAGCCCUACUUCUUUGUCCUUUAGCAAUAAACUGAGAUUAUGUUCACACUGCAGGCAGAAGUGACUCUUUUUCUCAUAUGUGACACAGAUUGAUUAAUUUUUAGGGGAAUAUGAACUCUUUAAAUUAGAUUCAGCCGUCUUCGUAUGUGGUCCCAAAUCGGAUACAGGUCUAGUCUUAUGUGAUGCGGUCUCAAUCUAAACAGCGACCUUGACGUCACUCUAAAGCGAUAUUUGUCAUCGUUCUGUGCCGGUGGGAAAGUUUAGGAGCUGUGGUCACUUAAAACUCAGUGAAAACAAGGAGGAGCAUUAAAUACAAUCAGAGAGUUUCAGGGGACCUGUCGUUUAAGUUUGUUCCAGGUACAUGGAGCAUAAAAACUGAGUGCUUCUUUCUGUCUCUAAGGACACAGGCCCAGCUGAUUAACUACUGAGGCAGCCUGGAGAUGAAAAAAGUGAAGCCACAAGCUAGUUAACAUUAGAUGAACUAACUGAAACUCAGUGUAAAUAUUAUGAACAAGGCUAGAGAACAGUUUUUUUCUUCUGGCAUGUUUAACUUUCGAUUAAUUUGCAGUUCUUCCAGUGUCUGUAUUCAGGAAUCAAAUUAAUCAAUAAAAUGUUCCCAUGAUCUUGACCUUUAGAUUUAUUAUUCAAAUAAAUGUCGCAUUAUUUGUCCUGUGUGGUCUGAAACCAGGACUUAGAGGUAGGAGACAGCUCAGAGCGUGUACCCUGUGUCAAUUUUUGCAUUUGUUUUAAAGGACGACACUGUUUUGCAUCAGUUUGUAAGGUGAGCUAAAUAACCCACGUGUGCAGGAGAGGGAGAGAUCCAAAGAGGGCUUAUCAAAAACAAUAUUAAAUUAAGGAAAAUAAAAGUAGGACAUUAUGAAAUUGGCUACACAUAUCUUUGAUUUGGUUUCAUCUGCAGGUCUGUGGAAAAGAGUGCUGUGUCAGCUUUUUUGAUGCAGGCGCUGACAGUCUGAUUGGGUGCGCCUUCAUUUUUAGCUUGAAUGCUUCGGUGUUGAAUCAAAAAACCACAAUGUUCAGAUGUGCACGAGUGUGAUAACACAUCUUGGUGGUAAAAGAUAAAAUAAGAGGAAAUUUGAAGACCAUAACUUCAUCAUGAUUUACACCAUGACACUGACAGACCUUCUUCCUUAUUUAAGUCACUUUGGACCAGUUUAAUCAGAAACAAUGAAAGUAUAAAACAUCUGAAAUCUCCGUCAGAAAGAGUCAUGCUCCACGGUUCAAAGAUUUCUGGAGCCUCGACCUGCUAUUUUAAGUCUUACUCUGUAGGGUCUGAGUCUUGAUUAAGCGGAUCAAAACCACCAACCACAGUAAUAGCUACAUUUUUUACUGACAAGCUCUCGCUCUCACUUUAUUGUUGGAAAUGUUAGUUUUCGUCCAAGUUUAGGGGAGUGGAGGAUCAACUAGUUAUGGCAAGUCUGAUGUUGAAAUUUCAUCCCUCAUUGUUGAACGUCUCCUCUGUAGUUCCUCCCCUGUGUUGUUGUUCUGUUUAUCCGGGGACACAUCUGUUUAACUUCACAUUUCAAACCGGGUUCAUCCACAGAAACAAGACACUGACCUCUGACCUUUUUUUUUAACACCACAUUUCCUGCCGUUUUCUCUCUCCUCUCUCUCUCUCUGUGUCUGAACUCCCACGUCUCUCCCCUCUUCUUCUUCGAGCUCCCUCUCGAUGACAGUGUGCCAGUCAGUGCUUGGAAGCCCUCACUCAUAUCUUGGCUGUAUAUUUAUCUCUCAACUCUGACUCUGCCUUUAUUCCCUGCAGCCUUAUAAGGUCAGAAUACAAGGGGAGAAGGAGGGCACAGGGAGCGAGAGAAAACGGUGGGAAAAGGUUGGACAAUAGGGGACAGAAGUAUUUUCCCACAAACUGGCUGCAGGAAUAAAGGGACCCGAAUGUAAAAGGCACAUAAGUUUAGAAACACUUUAAAGUUGCAGAGCACUUUGAUGUUAAACAGUGGAAACAAUAUAUAAUGAUAUUUGCUUAAGGCGAAGUGACAGACGGGACAAAACUGUCCGACUUAAAAGGACUUCAAAGUCUUCUCAGAUGUGCUCGAACGUUUCUGUGACCGCUCUCUCCUCGUAGUUUUUCAAUGAUUGCUCUACUUUCAUUCAGAAACUCUCUCGCUGCUCAUGCACAUCAAAAGCCUCUGAGGAGAAAAGACUAUUUAUCGCUGCACAAACACCGGAGUCCUCCACUUAAAUAAAGACCCUGAAACUCGACCGCAACAGCAUCGCCCACAUCCUGAAUUCUCUCCCCUCUUGCUUUCACUAUUGCUUCCUCUUCACAGGGAGGUGUUUUCUCCAUCACACACUCGUUCCUGAAAGCUGAGGGGGAUUUUCUUUGUUUCUAAAGUGCUUAUGCUGUAGUACUACUCAGCUGUGAUAUCCCCUUUUUGAACCGUCAGCUGAUACACGCCUUCAACGGCGGAUUAGACGACAACAACAUUCGCAAAGUCAGUGAGAAAUCCUCGAUCCUGCUCUGUAGCUCAUAUUUACCUCCUCUCUCUCUCUUUCCUUUCAGAAAUGCCCCAGCACAACAUGGAGAGCACUAGGAGUCAGUGGCAGCCCGGUCUGCGGCCACCGUGGAUCACCAGAGUGUCCGGCCAUCAGAGCCCCGCCUCCUCGGGGGCGGAGUCAGACACAGAGAGUAGCAGCACGGAGAGUGAGAGGGUAAGAUAAAGCUGUUGAAUACCUGGUCUGCUUGACUUAAAAGAUGCAGUGUCAGAAAAACGAACUCAUCCUCUCGCUGAAAUCUGAACAGUGAUUUAUCCCGUAUGUUUCCUCUCACCUGGUCAUUGUUUUGAAGCUCCGAUGUGGUGAUUUUUCUCUUUUUAUCCUCCUUUUUCUUAGUCUUGUGCCAAAAAAACAGAGGGGGGCUCACUGAGGAUCGUGACAUCUCCCUCGAUGAUCCAGCGGCGAAUCACAGAGCUCGACCAACACAAGGAGGAACUAAAGAUUGAGGUGAGCUGAAUAUCUGAAACUGUCAACUAGUAAAAAAAUAGAAUCACAAAUAGAUUAAUCAGAACUAUUUUUAGCUGGAAUAUCCAAAUCCAUGAAGAAGAGAGGGACUGGAAGGAUUUUAUGGUUAAUGGUCCUGUAAGAGUCUUUUGGUUUGAGUCAGUUUUGGCGCCCCCUGUGGACAAAGAAGCCAUUACUAUCUUGUCCUGUCUAUGCUGAAGUAACUGACAUAAAAACCUCAUCCUGCUGACUGUUUGCAGUCAAUUUCAGCAUUUUUUUUCAUGUUUAAUGUUUUGAAAGUAGAGUCCACAGACACCUACCCGCUCACAUAAGGUUAAGGCAUCAAAAAUUAGUUAUUUUUUCUGUGCUGGUCUUUUCUGAUUUUACAUAUCAUAGAAAGGAGUCAAUAUGAAUUACAGUCAAUGACAUUAAAGGGAUAUUCCGGUGUAAAGUUCACUAAGGGUCAAACACACCGUAACACCGAGUUAGACAUCCCCUCGAGAGAUGAAUGUUGCCGACCGUUUUCUUCUCUAGUUAUACCAACUUUAGUAACAACCACACGAUAGCAAUACACAGCAGUCUCAGGAGCCACCCGCUCAACCAAAACGCCACUCUAUAGGCACAAAUAAUGCUCAGAACAGCACCUAACUUCAUCAACAGUACAUAUAGGGUCCCAGCCAAAGUACUAGCCACCAAACAUCUUUUUAACUUUGCCUGAUUUCUUUAGCAAAGAGACUAAACACAACUCACCUACUCUCUUCCAGCAGCCGCUUGUUUGUAGUGAGACCUUGACCAGUCCAUCAUCGACUGAGGCGGGGGGCGCAGCUCAAGGAAGAACAUUUAGACCGCUGUGUUUUGCUAUUGUGCGGUCGUUACUAAAGUUGGUAUAACUAGAGAAGCAAGCAGUCGCCAACAUUCAUCUCUCAACGGGGUGUCUAACUUGGUGUUACGGUGUGUUUGACCCCAAAUUUUAUGCUGGAAUAUCCCUUUAAUGUAAAAAGAAGCUUUAAAUUGGCAUUUUUAGUCAUUUCCAGCAGCCUUAUAUUAAACAAAACAACCAAACAUGUAAAUUAUUUCUGUUUUUAAUUAAUAUACAAACCAUUUUACUCAGAGCAGUCCCUUAUUUUUUAGGAAUAGUGUGUUUAUUCUUUUUAAAGGAGGAAUGGCAAGCAUUUCUAGCUUAGGGGGGUCAUUUUUCACUAUGAAGGUUGGGCUGUUCGAUCCCUGCUCAAGCAUUCCUAGCAGUGUGCGGAUAGUACUAAGUACUGGUUGGCGCUUAGCUGGCAUCUUCUACUGUAACUGUGUGUGAACUUUGUGUAAAUUGGUGAAUCUAAAAUGUAAAACAUAAGUGCUUUAGGAGUCCUGAUACCAUUCUAGUUCAGCCUUGUCUAAUGUGACUAUUUUACUGUUGGUAGCAUUUAUGAUUGAAAACGAUUCUUAUAAAUCUGUGUACGGAGCAGAAAGUUUCAAAAGACUGGUCAACAUUUCCUGAAGUGAACUUUUCAAGUCAAUUCUGGAUGUCGUCAGAGGUGAAGUUUACUUAAAUCCCUGAGUCUUCUCCGAACACCUCCACACUCACGGCGGAGGAAUGCUUAUCUGUGACUUACUCAACGCCGGGUCAAUAUUAUUCACCUCAGCGGCGUCUUCUGUCCUCACAGCUGCAGCUGGAGAUCGCUCUGCUGCAGGGAGAGCUGCAGACGGAGAAGAGCCAGCUGCACAGACACACACAGAAGCUGCAGACUCUACAGCAGGAGGCCAGAAAGAGAGAGGAGCCCAGGCAGAAAGGCAGACAAAAGGUAACGUGACUCAAAGCGGAUUAAAAAAGUUUGGCUUUCACGGAUUGUUAAUAAAAAAGUCAUGUAUCAUGCAGAGAAGGUUGUAGCAGAGCUUAACCGUAGUUGGAUGUCUGUGCUCUUUCAGUACAAACAAAACAAACAUGGUUGUGAAAUCGAUUUGUCAUUGCAUUCCUUUAUGUCUGGCUGGACAUUGUUUUUGUACUGCUUUAGAAAGUCUGAUGAUGACUGUGCUUUUGCUUUAAUUUUUCCCCGCUCCUCUGUGACUGUGACUGCAGGAGAGAGAGAGACUGGAGGAGGAAAGAAGCCGGGUGGAGGAACUGAAGAAGAAGUGUGAGGAGAAGGAGAAACUGAUCCCCACUCAGCCAGAGAGUCAGAGAGAGCAGCUGACUCUGCAGCUCCAGCAGGUUAGUGACUGAGCUGAGCACAGCCUCGUAGUGAGGAAACGCUCUCAUCCUUGAGUUUAAUCUUUAUGAGUAACAGGGGUGAACUGUCUCUGUCAAAUCAGACUUUUUCCAUCUCUAUAAAAUCUACAAGUAGUGCCAGAAACUGGACUCUGCUUUUAUAAACUUAACUGAUGAGUGCAGCUGCAGCCUGACGUAGGAGCCUCCGAGAUUUCUUGGUAAGCAGACUAGCAAGGUAAUGUUAUCUAAAUACUGAAUCUAUUAGAUUAGAAGUGAUUCAGUUACCAGUCAAAACAAGCACUCAAAUGUUUGAGUGUCUGCUUUAAAGAGAGUUGAAGAGUGGUGUUUUGUUUGAAAUGCAACAAACUGCUUCUGAGUGACCUCAAAAAGAAAAACAUCGAAUUUACAGCCACAGAAAUAAACAAAAAACUGAGAGCUGAUGCUGUAAAAGGCCGAUCUAAGUCGUUCAUUGGUGUUAGGCUUUGUCCCAUGGCGAUCAAAAUGCUGUUUUGUUCUUCCUCAGAGUGGGAUUGUUCAGUACCUGUUCAGCCUGAUAUGUCAGGUGCUUAAAUGCACAGACACAGUGUAAAGGACGUCUGCUCCUCUUUGUCAGCGUGAGUGGAAAAAGACAAAAGGCCGCCUUGUUUUUUACGACAUCCGUGAACAGAUUGAUAGUUUGUGUUGAGACAUGUCAGAGUUAUGUGGACAGAUUUUUAUGGACUGGUUAGUCAAAAUAAUUGCACCAUCGAGGUCCCCACUCACACGUGCGGUGAGACAGAAACCAGCCUGCAGGAGAGCAAACACUCAGGUAUUUCAGUUUGGAAACACAGGUGAUGACUUUUACUUGCAUUGGCACUUUUUAGAGUUUUUGUGUUUAAAGAACAAACCAGUGCAAUAACUGAGAAAGUACCUGAAUAAAAAAAAUACCACAAUUAUGAAGAGUGCAAGUUUUAAUCUGAGUAAAUUCCUAGAUUCGUAAAAAAAAAAGUAAAAAUACUAUCUUAACACUAAUUUAAAACCAUUUUAUGGAAGCAGUUAUCUUUAUUUAGAAUAUUAGUUUAGCAAAUUAAAAAAAACAGUUUCUUCAGAUUUAGGUUAAGAUGUUCAAAUUCGCACCUUUUUUGAAAAAUUCAAAAAUGCCUCAAUGUUAAAACUUUGUAAAUUUCUCUAAAGAAAUAAUUUGGUAUCUGGCACAAAUUAAACUUCCUUACAGGAGCUUUAAAUGCAGUUUUUCCUCAUCUGUGCACACAAUGGUUGGAACUUUAUUACCGCCCCAAAGCUUGCAUGUUUCUGUAUGUUGUGUCGUCUCCCUCGCAAUGUUUUUGUUCACCUGUUCCUGUUUAUUUUUAGCCAUUAUUUUAAACAGUCUGAACCACAUGUGUAGAGUUAAAACAAGCUUCGUCAUAUUCGGCUAAUUUUUCACUUAAGGAAAAAGAGGCGAUGGAAGCAGCGGUUCGCGCCUUCGAGGACUGGGAGUUUCGUGUCCUGGAGCAAGAGAGCGGCAUCGAUGAGGAGGACGAGAGCUCGACGGACAAAGAGAAGGAGGGAGAGAGUGAAGGGGAGAUGGAGAAGGAGAUUUCAUGUCAGAAGCAAGCAGUCAGCAAAGCUCAGGUAAGCAAGAACAAGAUUUCUGAAAAUUUUCAGCUGCUGCCAGCUUGUUUUACGGGUUUGUGGUGUAAACACCUGAGGGACCACUGAGGAAACUCCUCCAAACAAACACAUAAACUGUCAGUCUGAACAAACAUCAUGUUUUUUACAUAAUGUUUUGUAUACAUGGCUGAUACUGGUGCUGAGUUUGCAAAAUGACGAACAGAAUAUUGUAGCAGACUCUACAUGAAACUUCGAACCAGAGCGUCGCUGGUAAAAGAGCUAACUGGAAAAAAGCAAACUGGAAAUGAGCAGGAUUUUACGUUGGGUGUCAAUGUUUUGCUGCUCUUUAAAGAAGAAAGAUUUCACCUGAUAUUCUGACAUUUAUCCAGACACCAGAGCAUGAGACAGAGCUGUGACAGGUGUUAGUAAACUGGUACGUUUGGUUGCCUUUUUAUAGCCAACAGUAAUAAAUCAGAGUAAUAAAAAGAUUAAUUGAUGGCGUUAGGGAUUUUAAUUUAGUCAACAAACAGUUGUUUUAAUGGGAAAAGAUUGUACAACAACCUCCUCUUGAAUCAUUUAUGGGUUAUGAUUAAUAUCUAUUUAGUGAAUAUACUUUUCAGAUAUACCAUAUAAAAAAGUUUCCUGAUUAUAUCAUAUUUAGUGGCUUCAGAAGAAGAUAAGGGCCUCUGGAAAAAAUGGUGGUGAGGUCUAGAGUUUUUUAAGAAUCUUGAGAUUAGAGCCUGACUUUAAAAUCAGAAUCUUAAUAAAAAAAAAAAAACUGAAUUCUGACUUUAAAAUUAGAAUUUUUAUUCAUUAAAAAAAAACAGAAUUCUGACUUUAAAAUCUAAAUUUUUGGGAAAAAAAGUCAAAAGUUUGAGAAAAAGCCAGAAUUUUUUUGAGUAAGUCAGAAUUCUGAUUCUGAGGCGAGAGUCAAAUUCGGAUUAUAAACUCAAAAAUCUGAGAAAAAAAUUCAGAAUUUCAUCUAUUUUUUCAGACUUCUGGGCUUAAAGUCUGAUAGUUAAAAAUGUCCCCCUAUAUAUAUUUUUUUAAUUUGCCCUUUACUUAAAGUAAAUACCAUAAUAUCCAUCACUGAACCAUCCUUUUGUUACUAGAUAUUUGCCUUUCCAUUUUGAACUGCCCAUUAAUGAUCAGUUUCAGAUAUUUCUGAAUGAAGAUCUAUAAAUGAACAUCAGAAAAUGAGCUUUGGACCCGUACGUCUGAGCUCCUCCUCCUCUUACAGUAACCUGCAGCAUUGAUAACACUGAUCAGCAGAGCUGUAAAUCUCCCUCAGAUCAGAGUAUUUUGGACUCCAGCAGAGUUUACAUUCUCACUAAUGAGUUGGUGGUCCUGAAAAACUCAUUACUGUAUUAGAUUUCCUGUUUAGAGUCACUGCUCACAAUCACAGUCACUCUCUCGUGUCCUGUCACAGUCCGUGUUUCUCAUUUCAGUUUAAGACUUGACACGAACGUGAACUCUUUACCUCACUCGCACCAGCGUCGUCCUGACACUGUCACAUGACUCUGUAAAGCAAGCUUAAUUACAUCAGUGGCCGCCGUGAGAGAAUUAAAGGGCCAGGACAGGGGAGAGCAGCAGCAGCAGCAGAGGAAAAGUGUAAAUAUUUCGAAGCACGGCCACAUUUUUUCAGCUAAAAUUAUCUUUAUGAUUUUAUUUAUGAGCAGUAUGAUCUACAUUAUCUUUGUUCUUUUUUAACUCAUUCAUUUUUGGUGCUAAAAACUGAAUCUCUGUUGUGUUUUAGGGUUUUAAACAGGAAGAAAAUGUGGGAAUUACAAGUAGGGUUUUUUAACUGCAGGGAAAAAAGGCCAGAUUAUAAUUCAUGGGUUAUUAAAAAUGUCAAAAUCUAAAGAUUUAUUCUUGAUCUGAAAGUGGUGUGUCUUUUGAUGUGCCAUACAAAACAGCUGGCAGCUAAAACAGCAACAGUGACACCUUGUUGUCGACCUAAAGGUAGUUUUUCAAGUUAUUCACCUGAAGCUGAAAACCUGUUUUUUUUUUUUUUUAAGGCGGUGUGCAGGAAAAAAAGCCUCUGAUUGGUCACACAGUUUGAUUUUGAAAAGAGCAGGAAUGAUAAAUCACUCUCAGCGCAGCUCCAAACAAGUGUGAUUUACAGUGAAAUUAAAGACAGUUUGAGUCGCUCCUUUCUGCUGCAUCGUGACAGAGACUGUAAAAGUCUUUAGGUUCAUAUUCACAUGAUCAUUCAAAGAGGUCGUGGACAUGCUGGCACUUGUGUGAUAAAUCAUAAAUUCACUAUAACAGGGAGGCUCCAAGUGUGGAGACAGUUGCACCCCAGUGUGUCCUUUGUUGUGAGUGUGAGUUAUUGUUUUGAACAUGUGUUUUCAAUGUUUGUUUGUCUUGUAAAAUAUUCCUCUGACAGCGGCUUCAAUCAUGUUCACUGUGAAAGACUGAAAUCACAGCGAUGGUUUUAUAGGAGGUUUAACACAGGGGUGCUUUAUGCUGCAUGCUAACAGUAUGCAAAUUCACUCACAAUGGUGAGGCGAGUCUAUUCACAGAGCAACGUUCACCCAUAGAGUAACUCAAAGUGCUUCAAGGUACGGUGGCCCUGAAGGUCAAUGGCAUAGUUAUUUAAUUAAGGCAUAAAGUGAGAAUUAAAUUAUAUAUAAUUAUAAAUUAAAUUAAAAUAUAAUUAUAAAAUACACGAACAUUUUAGAAAAAUAAAAAUAUUUUUUAGAAAACAAAGUAAAUUCUAAAAUCACAUUAUGUUUGAAAAGUUUUGAAAAUAUUUUUUAAAAAAUGGCAAAAACAUUUUUAUGUUUAAUAGACGUGUUUCUUGUGUACAAACAAUAUAAGGUGAGCACGCAACCAGAGGGUAAAAGCCUGCUUCGGAGUGAACUGAUAUCAAUGAAGAUGCCAUAGUGUUUGCAAGUUCUCCCUGACACAGUUGCAGUAAAAUGUCAAUUCAUUGAAAAAUCGCUUUGUCUUUCUUUGCAUCAAAAUCAGAAAAACACUUGCCGAAAUAUUCAUGAAUUUCACUUAAUUUACCAGGUUGUGACGUUGUUUUAGAUGUUUCUAAUAUCAGGAGCAGGGUCAUAAUAUUUGCCAAUUGUUUGUUUUACCGAUUAGCUUCUUGCCUUUUUCUUUCCCCCGUUGACUUUGCUAGUAAACAAAUAAGAAAUGUCCCACUUUCUGCCCCCUGGCUGCAUGCGCAUACCUGCGAUGACGUUGCACAGAAACCCAUCUAUAGUUUUGUGUGAUUCCCAAAGUCUUUUUGUGUUUUCAGCAUUUUUUUUUUUGUUUGCCUUGCGCAUACUUUCUAUACUCUUCUUGACAUCGAAUAAAUAGCAUCUUUAGCUAACAAUAACAGAAAGCACACAGUCAAAAUUCAACAUUUCCUUGCACUCAGUUUAAUAUCGAAUCACUUAUUAAGCAAUGCAGUAAUUUGAUACGUCAUACACCAUAAUGGAUCUGUUAUUGCCAAUGAAUGUGGUCCACAUUUUUAUCACUCAUCUUUUUCAUCAUCUUCUUGGUUGUUGUGUGUCCAUUCAGCAGAUAAAUACAACCCAGUGAGUCUGGCUCUGCUUCAAAGUUUCAGCCUGAUACUGAGUGUUUGCUCCAAUAAGAACAAAGUUGUGUCUCUGUGAAUUAAGACUACAACGAGCGCUGUCUAGACUUUCUCUGUAUGCAGAGUGUUUUAGGGUCACUCUCUCUGAGAUUAAGUUUAAUCUUAAGAAUAUCUGAUUAAAUAAAGGACAUUUGAUCCCUAAACUUGGGUUGGUAACUAGUGAUGACAUGCAGGAAAGAUAAGUGGAAGUUACUUGUUCAGCCUCGGGGUUGGGCUCCUAAUGAUAUUACAGGUAGGAACAGAAAGUAACAAGGCAGACAACUAUAAAAAAAAAUGGACUGACUCUUCAUGAAGUGAAACUUUUCACAGGUCAUCAUGAAAGUUGUUGAGAUAUUUCCUCAGAACUGUAAGUAAAAAGUCAAUUUUGAGGCAGAAUUGAAGGUCCAGAUAACAACUUUAGACAGAUGUGUUCAUUAUCUGGAGACUGUGACUUUUUCCCUCUUUAUUGCACGGUUUUAGUUUAACACUGUCGUUCAUACCCGCAGAGCAGUGUGCUGCCAGCUGACUUAACAAAGUUGUGGGUAGUAAAUAUAGUUUAAAAAGACUUCAUUUGUAUUUCAGAGUCAGUUUCCAGAGGAAUAUAUCAACACAGACGAUGGAAAGAUGGUGAAAAUAAUGUUGAAUUGUUCCUGAAUUAGCUGAAGUAUGUAAGAGGAGGGGUUGAAGCGAGUUAAAGAGAGUGAUUGUGUGCGAGGGAUGGUCGUUGACUCAGCUGCAGAUGACAGCUCAUGUCUGUACCCUCUGUCUGUUUGUCUGUAUGCUUCUCUGUGUUUGAUAUUUGCAGUCUUAUACUCCAGUUUAAAUAUCAGUCCAUCAGUUCUUUGAAUAACACCCUCAGCCCUGCUGUCACGUGUCUCUCCCGCCUCUCAUUAACUUGCAAAAUGGUCUGAUUUGCAUUGUGUCACGGCUACAGAGAUCAUCUCUGCAUUCACUCUGCUCCACCACACAAACACAAACACACCGUCGCAUCAGAGAUGGAUUCAGUCACAGCGUAAUGAGAAGAUUAAGAAAGCUGAGGCCAGAAAAUGAAUCACCGACAGCACAUGUCAUUUGUGUUAAGUAAGAGGAACCAUAUGGUGGUCCACGCUGAGGGGAGAAAUGUUUCUCAUUUUCAGGAGCGAGUCCAGCAUUUGGAGAAGCAGCUGAAGGAGAUGGAGAGGCAGAAGGAGAAGGAGCUGAACGCCCUGAGGAAGGAGAAGAGAGAACUCGUCCACACGACUCAGGCGGUAAGAAGGAUUUAUGGCACUGUGAUUUUUUUCUCGCUAUCAGCUUGACUUCUUAACUUUCUUUAAAAUACUGUACUCUAGUGGCUCAUUAUAUAGUGUGUCUUUGUAACCUGCUGUUUACAACAUCUGAAAAUUUGGGUCAUAUUUUCAGUAUGAGUGGGAAUAAUGUCUUUAGAGGUAACAAGUAGCCCCAGGACUACUUGAUUACCUGAUCAUUACGUUUCCACUUUGUCCUUUAACAUGAGUAUUAUAGCUCCGUCCGUCUUCUUUAAAGGGACUUGGUUGCCCAUCGUUAUGUGAACAUAAUAUCAACACCACAUUUUUAAACAUCUGUAACUAUAUGGUCAUGCUUUAAUGGUCUGUAACUUAAUUUUAUGGUUUAAUUCCCAUCAGGCUUGUUUUGAGCCGCAGCAGCAGCUGAUUAUAGCCUCAGCCAAGUGAAAAACAAGGUAGAAAACAGAGUCGAGCAUUUAGCAGAUUUAAGACUUGACAUUCAUUUCAUAGUUGGAGAAAGCCAGAAACGGAGCUAGAUGGGAGGAAAUCUUAAAGUUGCAUUCAGAAAGUGGCCUGAAACAGAACAAGAGGCGAAUUAUCACGUUAGACUUGUUGUGCUUAUGGCAGAAAAACAGUAAAUUACUGUAACCCCAGUAGUUGGCAUGAAAUAACUUGUAAGUUAGACAAAUUAUGAAGAUUUCGGUUUUUAAGUAAGAAAUGCUGGUUGUAGUUAUAACUAUCUAUGGUGCCCUACUAACCUGAUGUACCCUGAUGGCACAAUUUGACAGGAAUUUUACUUAAAAAAUGGAGAUAAAGUUGUAUGUAGGCUUUCUGAAUAGACUGGCAUAUGACCGCUCAACUGAAGCAACGUGUAACCAGGACAGACGUGUUGGAUAUCAACCUGCAAGAGGAACCUUGUGGUGGAAAACUCUCAGCAAAUUUUGCUUAAUAUAUAAUAAUAUUUAAAUUUUGCUUAAUUUCAACUGUUUUCCACGUGUUUAUUUAACCUUUAGCCUUAUUGGUUCACCUGAAUUUAAGUCUAUCUGAACAAACAGGAAAUUAGUUGCUAUGGAAAAUCGUCAGUUGUGCUGCCCCCAUGUGGUAAACAGAGAAGUGAAUCCAGGUCUUGCGAGCUAGCUAAAUAAGCAAGAGCUGGCAAGCCAAUUUAUAGAAAAGCAUCACAAUAUUGUUUGCAGGAGGCGUAUGUAUACCUGUGUGCUUUGUUCCCAUUUUAUAGUGUUUUUCCAACUGUCUUGGGGGAACUUAAGAGUUUUUAUGCCUCCAUAGCAAUGCCUUAUGAAAAAGUAGCGUACCUUAAGCGAAAAUUGCAGAAAAAAUACAACUCACAAAUAGUGGAUAAAGAAGGUGAAUUUAAAGCUCCUGUGAGAAGUUUUUUGGCACCUUUGAAAUACACUGAAAUUCAUAGUGAUACCUUUCUACAAUCUCCAGAAGCAAAAAAGACCAUCUGCGUUAUGAUUGAGGAUUUUCAUUUUCUAAUUUUUAAUGCCUGAAACUGUUGCGAGGGGUUAGAUGUCAGCCACUCAGCUGAGGAAACAGCCUUGUAUUCAUACAUAAGGUAUCCACAGUAAAUGGUACAUUUGACUGUCAGAGGUCAGCAGGAUUAUGUUUUUGUAAGAAGCAUACAGAGGAGAAGAUAAACAAAGACUGCUUUGUCUUCAGGAGGAGCCAAAAUUGACACAAGGGGAAAGUUCCUUAUAGUAGCUUUAAAAUGCCACAGGAUUACUGGAAAAGCUGCCAAUAAUAUCAAGCAAGAAAUUGAUACUAAACCUGAACAGAUUCACUGAAUAGUGAUCAGAAAGUUGUUUCAUUUGGUCUCUGAUCGAUUUUCCAAAAAAUAUUGCCUCAUUUUUGGUUUAUAUUUUUGAGGCCAGCAUGAAUCUUUGUGUGUUAUCAGAGUUUAUUAUGAAUACUUAUCUCCCAGAGUGUGUGAUUUACUCACUCAGGAGUUUGCCUUUUGAUCAGACUGAUGACAGCACCGGUUAAACUCAGGAGGAGACGAGAUGUGGACGAAGAGUAAGCAAAUCCAACGUGGAGAGAGAGAUAGAGAGAGAGAGCUGAACUCAUGCUGGAGGGAGGGGAAAGAUAGAGGGAGGAGUAAGCAACGCAAGGGAGGGUGCUCGACCGUGAAUGUGUGUGUACAUGUGAGUGUGUGUGGAUGAGUGAGAGGGAGAGGAGGAAAGCCGGGAGAAGUUCCACAUCAUUACAACAAGCGGUAAGUUCGAGAAAUUGGCAGAAAUCGAUCUGCGCGGCUGACAGCCGUUAAAACUGCGCGUUUCAGAGACAUGUCUUCAUGUUUAGAUCACGGGCUCCUCUAAAUGAGAGAGCAGGAACAGCUGGAGGGAGGGCAGAAGGGAGUGGCGGCACAGAGGAGGAGAGACGGACCAGCCAGUUCAGACAGCAUGACCAGUAUGAUCGCAUGAGGGGUGUACUUUAAUUCUGACAGAUAUUUAGUAAGCGCUGGACGUCAGUGAUGUUAGUAAUAGAGGGAAAACCGACCCACCCUGCUGGCAGCUCAUGUGAAACUAUUCUGAUUACACCAAGCUUAAACAUAAGAGGCCUCUAUAAUCGAUUUUACUCUUGGAAAUUUAGCAAAAAGAGCAGAAAACACUCACGGGUCGGCCACUGUUGUCUGGCUCGUCACUCUUCACACAUGCCCUGUCAGCAUGUGUUUGUGUGGGGCACUGGAGGGACAGAUAAGGGUUAAACUGCAGACGGCAUGCAGCGUCUGAAUUGCUCAUGUGUUUGUGAGUCAAGCAGGGAGGGAGGAUACGAGGGAAAGAUAGUGGGGGAAUGAUAAUUUUUUAACUCAUUAGGAUCCCUCCUCACAGCGGCAGAUUUCAUUCUCAGCUGGAUGUGAUAUGUUGAACGCAGCAGUCAUCAUCAAUCACGGGAUCUGUCACCUCCCCUGCUGCUCUGUUUCUCUGAAUCUAUUAAACUUAGUACACUUAUCUAAAAGUUUGUGUCUUACAGCCAGUUGUCAUCAGAUAUAUGUUCCUUGAUUUCAAAUGAAAACCCUCUGUGGUUCGACAGGUUCUCAAGGAGAAGAAGCCACUCACUGAUUGGUCGAACGUCACUGGCUCAGCCCCCUGCAUGAUGUCACUUUCACCUCUGACCGUUCACAAGCCUCCUCAGGUAAGCAACAGAUGCAGAUACAGAAUUUGAUCACUUGGUUUAUGAAAAGGCUUUUCUUUGUUUUCUAGAGAUAGCUGCAAAAACUUUGACCAAUGCUUCAAAUUUAAAGACGCUCAUAAAACCAGAAAAAAACUUAAUAUUUUGGCCAGAAAUAAAUCUUUUGUGUCACCAACCUUUUCUCCAUUUUUGCUUCUGUUUUUUUCUCUUUUCUUGCUUUUAAAACUAUAAACAAACAACAUCAAACUAUCUAAUUUCCUUUUCCACACAAGAGUGAUUAUAGUUUGUCCCAAGGAGCCUGUGAUUACAGCCGUAGCCAUAGCAACCAUGUGUUCUUCACGACAACAGACCAGUAUCGAGAAAUAACAGAUGGUUGCUAUGCAGUAUUAAACAUGAAUCAAAAUUUUUAACCUUUUAUUCUUUAAUCUUUUUUUUAGUCUUCCUUAAAUAUCUAAUGUAUGACCCCGUUUUAGCUCAAUUAAAACAUGUUUGUCCACAACGUCUUUUGUUUUGUAGGAACCGUACAAAGAAUCGGCCAGUUUACCCAGAAGACGCAGCUCAAAUCGAACCCGACCAAACGACCGGCCGCUCUCAGCGCAGGGUGAGCAUUCACUAAACCUCAUUCUCUGUUCCCUAAUGUGCUUUUGUUUGUAAAAACUGAGAGCACCAUGAUAUCGAACAAUGAACCUGCUCUCUUUGAGCGCAUGUCCUCGUUUUGUCGGACUGUUUGCUCAGUUCCCUCCCUUUUUAGUCAAAUUAAAGGUGUGUCAGAGGAAAGAGGCAGGUUGUUAUUGUGUUGGUGGAAAGCAGGAUUUACCUGUAUGGACCGGAUGAGCCAGAGGAGCACACAUUUACUGACGUUUAAAGCCGCUUCAGCAGUAUCGGUUUUUCACACACACCUUUCUGACGUUAAUUCUGUAAGACGCCUGAUCUACUAGGUCAAGUCAAGUCUUGUUGUGUAUGUGUCCUACUUUCUUUUCCCUUUUUUUAAUAUUAAGACUGAAAACUCUUAAUGUUUUUCACUGCCAGCAUUGUACAAAAAGUCACAGCACAUUUUUCAUGAAGCUCUGAAGUUUUUAUGUCUUUCUCUGUUACCUUCCUCUCUCAGGGUUGGUGAGGGCGCUACCAGACAGCUCCGGGGCCUUCACAUCCCCCCUCCCCUCCCACAGGCUCAGUAACGGGCACAAUAGCGUGCACAGACCUGUGACCAGCAACGGUGGCGGGCUCAUCACUCCCUGUAACAGUACGACGAGCUCUCGAGCUGCCAGGUCAGUGAGUACACCGCUGGUUUGAUGAGAUAUUUUUUAGCACACUGAAAACCUCCUCAUCUGCAGCUCUGACAAAGUUUAAGGAGAAAAACAAAACAAAAACAAAAACACAGUUUUAUCCCUUUGUAUGAGACUGGCCAGGCUGCAGGAAUAACAGAACUUACAAUAAACCAUAAAGACAUUUUAAAUCUUUUAGCUGAUGGUCUGUUUUGGGAUUUCGUCAGCUGUAAACAAGUAACAGUAUUUACUUGUUUACAGCUGACAUUUUUUUUCUGGAAGUCCCUUAGCUCCAUCAUGCUGUAGGUUCCUCUCCAUCACUCCUGCAGAUUUUUUGCUGCGGUAAACCUUCCUGCUUUACAUCUACUUAAACUACUUGCAUCUGUCUCACCUCUGUCCAUCGCUCUCUUUCUGCAUCUCCUUCUAUCCCCUCUCUAAACCCAAUACAGUCUCAGCAGAUGACUGUCCAACAUGAGUCUGGUUCUGCUCGAGGUUUCUGCCAGUUAAAGGAAGUUCUUCCUGUCCACUGUUGCUAAAUGCUGCAAGUGCUAUAAAUGAGGUGGGAGGAGGUCUUAUAAGAUGAGGCUCAGUCCAUAUUUACAUUGGGCCUGAUUAAUGCUAAAAAAAAAAAAAUUAUAAUUGUGCUUAUUUAAAGGGAUAUUCUGGCAUAAAAUUAAGUUAGGGUCAAACACACCAUAACACCGAGUUAAACACCCCCCUCGAGAGAUGAAUGUUGCUGACCGCUUGCUUCUCUAGUUAUACAAACUUUAGUAAUGAUCGCAUGAUAGCAAUACACAGCGGUUUGAGGAGCCAUAAACAAACCUCAACCAAAACGUCACUCUAUAGCCAAAUAAAGCUCAGAACAGCACCUAACUUCAUCAACAGUACAUAUAGGGUCCCAGCCAUAGAACUAGACAACAAACAUCUUUUUAACUUUGACUAAUUUCUUUAGCAAAGAGACUAAACACAACUCACCUACUCUCUUCCAGCAGCCGCUUGUUUGUAGCGAGACCUCAGGCCAGUCCAUUACGGACUGUAGUGGGGUGACACAGCUCAAGGAAGAACAUUUAUGAUCAUUUCUUCAUGGAAAUACAAUCAGACCAAGACGUUAAGGCAGAAGAUCUACUAAGAUCUACAAAGAUCUAAGGUCUGCAGUGCAAAAUGACUAAUAUGGUGACUAUUACCUCAAGGAAAUGAUAAAGUAAUGAUCAUAAACGUUCUUCCUUUUUCUUCCCUUUAAGUAUAGAUAUUAUAUGAUCAUAUGUAGAGGUAGCGCUGAGUACACUUAAGAUAUGCAGGUGCAUGUUCAGCACAAUGAGAGAGGAUUACUUUGCUUGUUCUGUGUAUUUAGCCUCACAGUGUCCUGCGUUGUUGUCAACAUGGGUUGAAUUUUAUCAGCUUUUAAUGAUCUUAGACUCUUGUUUUGGUCUCUUUAGACUAACUAGUAUCCUUCUCUCCUGCAGCCCGUCUCUGUUGGACCUCGUGGAGAUCGAGAAGAAGCUCAGGGAAGCCAAAGCAGAGCGAGAGAGGCUGCUCAGAGAGCGGGUGAGUCACCUGCUGUGGGAAAAACACUCAUGACACCUCUAAUCACCCCUGACACUCGGCAUUAGACACGGCUGUCCGCUCGCUGACACCCACCCGUCUCACACAUGACGGCACCAAGAAAACAGCCACCAGAUGUGUGGAUGUUUGUGAUGCAUUUUUGACGCACUUGCAAAUACCAAGACAGAGAAAUGUGUCGCCGUUUCAGUGUUAAAAGAGAGAAGAGAAUUGUCGCCUAUUGUUGUCAGUCCUUGAUUUAAAUAUUUAUUUAAGAUUCAGUGUUAAGAUGAUGAUAACCUGAUAUUCAGUUUCUUUUUUGGGCACAAAUAUGUAGGAAUCCCUCAGCAGUACAUUUCUUUUUGGGAUGUAGGAUAACUGACUUUUGGUACCCUGACACAGCUGAUGGUGUUUUUUGGCUUUUCACUGAUUCAUUUGUGUCCCCAGGAAGAGCGACGGCGGUUGUUAUUGGAAGAGAGGCGGCAGAGGGAACUAAAUUCUCCGAAGACAGAACCAGCAGAGACAGAGACAGAGACAGAGACCCCACGAAGUCCAGCGCCAGAGCCAAGGGAGGAACCAAAGGCCAGCUCUCCCCUAAAGUCACCAGAGGUAUAUCAGAAAUGACAAAAUCAAGCUGUGUUUAAAGACCUGAAAAUCUGCUCUCAACUUGAACAGAUUUACUGUUAAUAUUGUUGAUAUUUUGUAGUUUGCUCCUUCCCUGUUCUGUGUUUUGUUUUGUUUUAAAUCCAGCACCACAAUCUAACAUAUUUAUCAGCUAAUAUAGCCUAAAACAUCUGAUAAAUCAUAGCCCCCUAACUCUGAACUCCUAAUAAAAAAAAGCUUUUUCAGCCAAAUGCACCUGGAAAUAAUCAGUCUUAUUGACUUCUAAAUCACUCCUCUUUCAAAUCUCAGUUUUUCUCUUUCUUUAUAUUCAUGAAAGAAUCCAAAACUUUCAAAAACAAGUGACCAUAAUUAAAGGAGAUGAGUGUUUCUGUUUUUUUUUCUGUUUCCAGGGAAAAUUAAAGGUCUCCUUUCACCCAAACUCUGUUUAUCUCUUCAGCAGCACAGCCUGCCUCUCUUCCUCUCUCCCAACUUUGACCUGCGGGCGCACCUGGAGUCUCUGGGUCACGGCGUUGCCGGCUGCACAGAUCUGCGGUUGACUUCCAGACGCUGUGCGGGCUUCCUGACCAAACGAGGGGGGAGGGUAAAGACCUGGAAGAAAAGAUGGUUCCUGUUUGACAUGGACCAUCGACGACUAGCUUACUAUACAGGUUAGACUGGCUGGGAGAGGGGGAGUGUGUGUGCAAAUACUGAGUGUGUGUUUGCAUAUAUGAAAGCCCUGUGUGUGUCAUCAUAAGUUUCUGGGAGAAGUCAAAGUAAAAUGCAUCAAUUUUAUUAUUUUCUGGCUGUUGUCCUUCAUUUAAUUUAUGUUUAAUUGUGUUUUUUUACUCCCUUUCUUUCAGAGUGUGAUGAGCGGAAGCUAAAGGGAGUCAUUUAUUUCCAGGCUAUAGAGGAAGUUUACUAUGACCAUCUACGAACGGCUACUUCUGUAAGUCUCCUAAUAAAUCACAGGAUAAAGGGUUUAAUGCAGCAGCAGGUUAUUGUUGGUAUCCAUCAUGCAUGCUAAAACUGAGGAGAGAUGAAGAGGUGGAUGCCGGGAGAGUGAUAGGGCUUAAUACUCGAGCAGAGGCAAUGAGUGGAAACCUUGCAGCUGAAAUAGACCGUCAAAUUGGGAGGGUGUGUUUGUCAGGUGAUAGUGAGAAUGAUGCAUGGCAACUGCAAAAUCAGUGCAGCUGGAGUCUCUCGCUUUAACUAGUUAGCAGGCGUCGUUUCAUACGUUGAUUGAUUAAAGCUGGACAUUUAAUUCACAGGUGGGAAAUUUUUAAAAUGCAUAUACACUGAAUUUGAGGACAAGAAUGCAUAACCAUCAAUGCAUAACCUCCUUUAAAGUUUUCAACUGAGGGGGCGUUACCUUUAAAUGUCAUAUAAUUUGUGAAAUUAUUCCUUUUCUUUGGGUUUAUUCUUGUUUAUUCACAUGACAAAGAGAUUAGAUCCACGAUCGGAGGUCAGUCUCUUUCCAAACGGGUCAGUGGACAGAUUAUAGACCUGGCAGAUACGUGUGGGAUUAAAGACACAGGCGAUCUCUGUAAUUAUUGAAUUAGAAAUCAAAGGCAGGUGUCCAGUUACACAAGAUAUGCUGAGUGGAGGUUGACUGGUCGCAGGUGUUGAAUAACGUGUCAUAUGACUCUAAAGGUUCACCGUUACAUUACAAUUAUAUCCUCAUAAAAACCCCGUCAGUACUUUCACCAAAAGGGAGCUUUAAAAAUCAAACACUGUGCUCUUUUACCACUUUUUUAUAAUGUUACAUAUACUUCUCUGAGCCGCAUCUUUUAUUUAAAGCUCCUGUGAGGAGUUUUUUAACCUUUAUGAAAAACACAGAAAUUCACUUUGUUUCCUUUUAACGAUCUACAAAUGCAAAAAAGACAAUUAGCGUCAAGACGAACCACUUUUAUAUUGUAAUUUCUGAUACCAGAGUCAGUGUAUCAGGGUAAGUGAUAACUGAGCAGCUGAAGAAACAGACAUUUGCAGGACGAAAUUUUUACGUCUAAAAACAACUUCAGCAUGUAAAGAACAAGAUUAACAAAGACAGCUUUGUUCACAGGGGAACCAAAUUUGAUGCAAACCCAAAAGUAUCACAGUAGCUUUAAGAAGAGGGUUUUUUUCUCAGUAGGAUAUAGAAACUUUCAACUUUAUUUUAGUUUUAUGGCACUUUUCAGACAAAAAAAAGGAGCUCAAAGUGCCUCACAGAGGCUAAAAACAACAAUUAACAACAACCUCCCACCCACACACCCACCCAUGGACCUACAGACACACAAAGACACACACCCACCCUCACUCACCCACACAUACACACACACAAGCGCACACAGUGUGAGAAUUUAAGAUAUAUUGUUAAAGAGACCUGACACCGUGACAUUACGUGAGGAAAGAGCUACCUUUUGGAAAACACUGAAGAUAAAGAUAAAAAAUUGUAAAAAGAAAAAGUAAAACAAGAAAAUAAUAUUGAAUGAACAGAUAAGUAAGAGCUCUUUACCAUGUAAAGGGGUAAAAGAAGUAAAAACCUCUAAGACGAGAAUUAAGAAAAAGACUAAGAGCAGAGAUAAUUAAUAAAAUGACAUUAAAUAAACAUUAAGAACUUUGAUUAAAAUGAACAUUUGCAAUUAGAGAAUUAUAUAAAGGCAAUUAGUGAAAAGGCUGGUCAAAAAGGUGAGUCUUGAGCCUCUUCUUAAAAACAUCAACAAGUUACACGUUAAAGUAAACAACUGUAUUUUCAAAAACUUGAAAACCUUGUGGAAUAUAAUACAAGAUGCAGUGUGUAGUAUUUAGCACUAUUUAUAUGAUAUAUAAAAUAAUAAUAAUAAUAAUUAUUAUAAUAAUAAUAAAUUUUAUUUAUAACGCACUUUUGCAGGUGUUAAAAAACACCUUACAAAGAAAAAGAAGAAAUAUAUUCAUAAUAAUAUUCAUAAGUCUGUGUAACUUCAUGAAGAUGUAAACCUCUCUACCUUUAUUCGUCACCACAACUUCACAUAUUUCUCCUCUUUUUCAGUCUCCUCGACCCAGUCUGACGUUCUGCGUAAAGACAUACGACCGUCUUUUCUUCCUGGUGGCUUCUAACGCAGUGUCCAUGCGCAUCUGGAUGGAUGUAAUCGUCACGGCAACAGAUGAGCACAGCCGAUAUUGACAUCUGGCUUAUGUGACUUUUAAAAAACCUUGAAGGGGAGCUACUUAGACAUGCAGUCAUUUUUUGGUCCCUGUGUGAGGGGGGCUGGUGUGACUGAGAAUUACAUCAGGGGUGGAUUCUGCACCCGGACUCAGGAAUCUGUGGAUACGAGAAGCACUGAGGUGCAGGGGUUUGAGGGGCUCAAACCUGUGGAGGACACUGUUACUGAAGAAGUGAUGCCUUUGUGGUGACAGGUGCUCACCUUUAUCAGAACACUUCGAGGCUUUAUUCACUCUUUGAGUCUGAUCUCCCCCUGCUGGUCACUGUCCGCCAUUACAGCAUUUAAUGCCAUUACAUGAUGUAAAGCCGGACGGCUGUGGAUUUCACUACAGCUCACUGUGCAGGGAUUAAAGUUCGUCAAUUUGAUAAUUGGAUUGAUGUUUUGAUCAGUGUCUAUCCGACGGGACAAAAUAAAUCAAGGGGAGCAGAGUUUUAUAACGUUACCUACAAAUCGCCGUUUUAACCGUGAGGCAGGUCCAGGUCUUUCACGUGAAUCGUGUAGUAUAGCUGUAGUAUUCAAUUUCUGCUGAUGUCCAUGUGCCAAUCAGAUCUUUCAUCUCAUCUGCAACGUGACGUCCCCUGGAAGACACCGUCUGCCCUCGGUAAAUAGUAAGCUUCAUUUUCGUAGCAAACAUUAAAUGUCUGCUCUGCUGGCUGGAUGGAUGUUUUAGAACCUACAGCACAGAUCUGCUUCAUGUGCACUCCGUGUAAAGUGAGUGAUUGUCGCUAACUUGAUGAUGGAGUUUACCGGUAGACCCGUUUAAGUAGCUAAAUAUCGACUUCUGUAAACACCGAGUCGUUUAUUUACACGUAACACGUUACAGGAGUUACAACAGAGUGACGAUUGAACAGCGCGAGACAGGUCGAAGUAACGUUUAAAAAGAGCCGUUAAAAACCACCGUACUCACGUUAAUGUAUGUUGAACUAGCAAUAGCUUACUUUUUGGCGUGUUUUCAACUCUGUGGUGUAGGGUAACUAAGCAUAUUAAGUCAAGUACUGUACUUAAGUACGAUUACAGGUACUUGUACUUGGAAAUUUCUAUUUCCUGCUUCUCCUGGAAACAGUAUUUUUUUAUAGCUGCAGUUACCUUAUGAUUCAUGGUGGGAAAAAAAUUUAAAAAAGCUAAAAAUAUUUUAUUAUAUUUAAUAUGACAGUUAUAAAACAGAGUAUUAGGGCCACAUUAAGAAAAAAAAAUAUGACUUCGAGAAAAUUAACACUUGGAGAUUAAAGUCAUUAAUUUACGAGAACAAGUUAUUACCAACGACAAUGAAGUCGUACUAAAAUCCAUACUUACGAGAAUAAACUCAUAAUAAAGUAGUUACUUACGAGAAUAAAGUCGUAAUUAAGUAAUUCGUGAGUAAUUACUUAGGAGAAUAAAGUUGUAAAAAAGUAAUUACUUGCAAUAAUAAAGUCGUAGUAAAGUCAUCCCUUACGAGAAUAAAGUUGUGAUAAACUACGACUACUACUAUACUUAUGAUAAUGUGGUGCUGAUGUGCCAAAAGAUUAAGUAUCUCUUUGUUUGAGAAACAUAUUGAAUUACAUUUUCACAAAAUGCUCCAUUGCUCUAAUUUCAACAACUGUCAUCUUUAACAACAUUCUGACUUCACUCCCGUAAGUGAUUACUUUACUAAGAUUUUUUUGACGUAAUUACUUUAUUACAACUUUAUUCUCAUUAGUAAUGACUUUAUUACGACUAUGUUCUCAUAAUUACUUUAUUACGACUUUAUUUUCACAAGAAAUGAUUUUAUUACAGCUAUUCUCGAAAGUGAUUACUUAAUUACGACUUGAUUCUCAUAAGUAAUGAUUUUAUCACGACUUGAUUCUCGUAAGUAAUUACUCUUUUAAUGACUUUAUUCUCGUAAAUUAAUGACUUUCAUCUCAAAGUCUUAAUUUUUUUUAUUUAUGUGGCCCUAAUACUGUAUCGUAAAAACUCUGUCGUACAGUAAAGUUCUGUAAUAAAUUGAUCUGAUUGGACAAGAGGCGUUCCGUUAUUAUCGAUAUUCUAACAGCAGCUGGUUCUUUAACCAUAUAUUUCACACCGCCUCAGCAGUCUUUAUCUGAGUUAAUGAAGCUUUUAUCUCAUAAUGAGAAUACAAUCAAAACUCCAUUACUCUGAUUUCAUAAUAAACAUCUACACAGAAUUCAAGGCAGCUGGUCUGCUGUAACCUGCAGACAUACAUGUCAUUGUUUUCUUAAAUUACUCAAAUAUGCACAGAGCUGUUGUAUAAAAGUAACAUCACAUGAUAGGGGGGGUGCCAAUAUACUGAAUAUCAGUGUAGUUGAGUGAAAUAAUCCAGUGCUGAUAUUCAGUACAACAGAACUCCCUCUUGUUUGAUAUUGCGUAACAUACAAAGGCGUCAUGUGUUGUGGAGAAAAUUCACAAAGCACUUGGUUCCUUGUGAAGUUCUGGAUUAAUAUAGAUAUGUUAAAUUAAGCUCCUGCUCCACCAGCUGCAACAUUAAAGUAAAAAGGCAUCAAUAAUUACAAAUUAACAAUAAUGUUUGCUGAUGACACCAUUUGAAAAGUGAUUUUUCUUUUGGUUUAUGAAAGUAUUGUUUAAUGGUACAUCUUUUGUUAUUGAAAAAAGCUCUUAUUUUAGUAUUAAUCACUCGUCUAAAAGUGCCCUAAACUCCCCCUAACAACUUUUGUCAUCACUGUCCUUUUCCACCACAGAUUGUUGAAAUCGGCCACAAGUAAAGCUCAGUCUGACGCCAUCCUUGUCUCCCCUAAACAGGAAAUGUACUUCAUAACAGGGAAAUUUGAAAUAAGCCUCUUUGUCAAAAAAAGCUAAAAAAAUGGCUUUAAUCUCUGCACACUGCAAUGGGGUAUACAUACAGUAACAACAACAACAACAACCGUAUAAUGCAAUCAAAUAUAACAGUCAGCAUCUGAUAAUCUGGUGUUAAUCGUCAGACAGAUCUGAGUUUGUGCUGCGGUAAGUUCUUGUGUUUGAUUGCUUUAUACACUUCCACUUCCUUGUCCACAUCCUGUAUCUUUGUUCUGAUGACUUUACUAUUCAUGAAUUAAGUUAUUAUUUGAAAUUUAUAUGGGUUUGAUAUGCAAAUAAAUGAAGGCAUAUACUGUAUUAAAUGCACUAUUAAAUUUUUAUUGAUAAAAGUUUGUUAAGUUUUCUCUCUUUUUUACGACUGGUUUCAUAUGGAACCUCAAGAAAGCAAUAGCAAAAUCAAAGGGCUGGUAAUUUUAUAUUAUUUAUGCUAUUUUGAUUAAUAUCUGGGUUCAUUUUCACCUGCUCAAUUAGUAUAUUAAUGUUUUUUUAACAGAACAACCUAUUACAGAAGAUGUUGCAGAUGUUUUUCAACCAUAAAAUUCUUCCUGUUGUUCAUCUGGGUCAAUAUGCUUCAAUUUUAACAAUGUCUAAACAGCACUAACCAUCAGUCCACUGUCUGGACUUUUUCACUUUUUAAGGGUUUUAUUUCAUACACAAAGAAAUACAGUCAAAGAUAAAACUUUUGCACAUUUUUAAGCACCACUCAUGGAGCCAGGAAGUUAUUCUCAGGCUCUUUUUUUGAGUCACUUACCCAAAC